Molecule: messenger RNA, 1295 nt
Organism: Neohortaea acidophila
Lineage: Eukaryota; Fungi; Ascomycota; Dothideomycetes; Mycosphaerellales; Teratosphaeriaceae
Product: acyl-coenzyme A:6-aminopenicillanic acid acyl-transferase-domain-containing protein
Exons: 3
Coding region: 136-1227 (363 amino acids)
Source: RefSeq, a predicted model, not a curated record
CACAACGUCCUCACCCCGCAUCGUCAUCAUCUGCUUCGCCGACUUCGCUCUCGCCGCCAACAACAUCACCUCAGUAUCUUGACCUCACAACUCUGCUCUCAUCACAUCAAAGAUCUAAACCAUUCAGACAUAAUCAUGGCACCUUAUCUCGGCAGUCCCGACGAACAGCAGGAGAGGCCUAAACUGCGCCAAAUCCACUGCUCCGGUAGUCCAUACGAGAUCGGAUUCCAACAUGGCAGCGAAGCCCGACAUCAAGUCUCUCGGACCAUUGAAUUCUACACGGGCAUGUUCAAAGACACGGCGAAGAUGGACUGGGCGCAGGUGCGCGAGUUGGCCAUGGACGACUACGAGCCUGUCAUUCGGCAGAAGUGGCCGCAUUAUCACGAGGAGAUGAGAGGCGUAGCAGAAGGCGCCCGCGUUGCCCUCGCCGAUAUAAUCGCCUGCAACGUCCGCACGGAAAUCACCUUCGGCCUCUUCUCCGACGGCUGCACCGCCCUCUCCUGGCACACGGCGGCGUCGAGCUUCCUCGCGCAAAACUGGGACUGGAACGAAGCGCAGAAAGCGAACCUCGUAGCCCUGACCAUCGACCAGUCCGCCGCGCGCAAGCCGACGAUCAAAAUGAUCACGGAAGCCGGGCUGAUAGGCAAGAUCGGCCUCAACUUUGCGGGAGUGGGCGUGUGUCUGAACGCGAUCAAGAUGAAAGGUGCGGAUCCCGGGCGUCUGCCUUGCCAUUUGGGCUUGCGGAUGGUGCUGGAUUCCGAGAGUCGCGAGGCUGCUGUGCGGCAGUUGGAGGCGUUUGGUGUGGCGUCCUCAUGCCACAUGCUCAUCGCCGAUGCGUCGGGCGGGAUAGGACUCGAGUGGAGUUCGGCCGACGUGCAGAAGUGCGAGAUGAAUGCUGCGGGCCAGGUGUUCCAUUCGAACCACUACUUGCAAAAACACCCGAGUACCGGCCCGGACACGAACUGGUUGGCGGACUCUACCUUUCGUGUGGCGAGGAUUGAGGAGUUGGCUGGGGGUCUGGUGCGUGGGGAGCCGAGUGCUGAGGCGCUGUUUGAGGUAUUCAAGGACGAGACGAAUGCGCCGGGGGCGAUUUGUCGGAUUCAGAAGGGGCAUAGUACGUCGGCGACGCUGUUCAAUAUCGUGAUGGAUUUGAAGGCUAGACGGGCGGGCGUUACGCUUGGGCGGCCGAUUGAUCCGGAUGAUUACUUGGAGUUGGCUUUUGAUUGAUGGUCGUUACACAUGGUCGUGAUGUAGUAAUGACAAGGUGCAAUGACUUCAAUCCUCUGGAUCAACAC